AUGGUUGCGGUAGCGACGUUUAGCUUAAUCCAGGAACUCAUAGUGGCAGCAGUUGACGGGAAGGUUGCUGCCAUGCCCUUGUCCGAGCCAUGGAUAGAGGAGCCUGGUGCGGGAAUGACAGGGCUGGAAGGGAUCAAGGACGAAGCACCUUCGUCGCCGAGCCUCAGCACUCCGCCGAAGGACGGCGCUGCUCAGCGGGAAGCCACCAUUCCUCUGAUGAUGCCUGGUGUUGCUGCUCGUCUUACAACUAACACUGCUGCAGAUGUUCGGUCGCUGAAAUUUCGACGUCACAAAUUGGCUGGUGGAACGGCAGGCUAUGUGUACACAGUCGCAAAUUCGGGUGCAUCAAACGAAAGGGUUGUCCGAUUGGGGCGUGAGGAGCGGUCAGAAGAAGAGGGCUGUGACUAUGCGCUUGCAUUCGUUAAUAGGCGUACAGGUCACGUUGAAUACUUACCGACCAAGUUGAUCUGUUUCGAAAAUGUUGCGGCAGCUGAGUUCGAUGAAAUUUUGGACAACAGUCGAAGGCCGAAAAUAGAUUAUUCAGCCCACAAUGCAGCAACAAAUGAAUCAUGGGCUGAUAAAAGACGGGCUUUAACUGAUCAGUUUGGUUCAGCGAAAAAAAUGAAGGUACUGGAUGCGGCAAAACGAAGACAUAUCAAAGAUGAAACGCUGUCAGUAAUGAUGAAUUCAGCUUUUUCAUCGACGGCUAUAAAGAAGGAGGAUGAGAAUGUAGAAGAGAAGACGGAUAUUUCAAUGUUAACAACGGUAGGAACGUAA
Molecule: messenger RNA, 777 nt
Organism: Gongylonema pulchrum
Lineage: Eukaryota; Metazoa; Nematoda; Chromadorea; Rhabditida; Gongylonematidae
Source: the annotation of a GenBank genome assembly